Molecule: messenger RNA, 321 nt
Organism: Botrytis sinoallii
Lineage: Eukaryota; Fungi; Ascomycota; Leotiomycetes; Helotiales; Sclerotiniaceae
Exons: 3
Coding region: 1-321 (106 amino acids)
Source: RefSeq, a predicted model, not a curated record
AUGGCAAAGUUGCAAACUCUCAUCGCGGCAAUAAUUCUCAGCAGUGCAGCGUUCGCAGCUCAUCAAGACGACCAAACCCAGGAGUCGACUUCGUGCUUUACAUACAUCACAAUUGCACCAACCAGUUUAUGUCCAUCGAAAACUUCUUGUCCUGCACGCCUAGUUUGUAUUCAGACUGUGAUUAACACUAUCACUUUCCCAGCCUCAAACACAUUAUGCCCUACUACGCUCACAGUGACGGCGUACCCAAAUUUUUGCACGGCUUGCGAGGAAGGAUGUUCAACGAUCAGCGAGACUGUCACUACAACCUUGGCAGCAUGA